Molecule: messenger RNA, 2099 nt
Organism: Gryllus bimaculatus (two-spotted cricket)
Lineage: Eukaryota; Metazoa; Arthropoda; Insecta; Orthoptera; Gryllidae
Source: the annotation of a GenBank genome assembly
CUCCGAGAUAGAUCUGCCUGCGAACGUGGGCGUGGGCGUGAGAGUGAGCGCGAAUGUGCGCAUGCGCAGAGUCGCCGCCCGACCCGUGCGCGCCGUCGCCGUGCCGCGCCAACGGCCAGUGCCGCGUGGUCAACGGCGCCGCCGUCUGCACCUACCCCGAGUGCGUCAUCAACGCCGACUGCCCCAGAGACAAGGCGUGCUUCGCGCAGCGCUGCCGCGACCCGUGCCCCGGCGCGUGCGGCCUCAACGCGCUGUGCAGCGCCGUCAACCACGACCCCGUCUGCUCCUGCCCGCCCGGCUACUUCGGCUCGCCGCGUGUCGAGUGCAAGCUGCAGCCCACGCAGCAGGAACCGCCGCGGCCCGAGUGCGUGGAGAACGCGGACUGCACCAACGACAAGGCGUGCCUCGAGGGCCGCUGCCGCGACCCGUGCGCCGCGCAGCCCAACACGUGCGGCCGCAACGCCGAGUGCCGCACGCAGCUGCACCGCCCGCUGUGUUCCUGCCUCGAGGGCUUCACCGGCAACGCGCACACGCACUGCUUCGAGAUCGGGUGCCGGUCGGACUCCGAGUGCCCGCCGGAGCAGGCGUGCGUCAACCGCGCGUGCGCCGAUCCGUGCGCGUCCACGCGCUGCGGCCUCAACGCCGAGUGCCGCGCCGACACCUUCCACCGCGCGCGCUGCUACUGCCUGCCCGGUCACCGCGGCGACCCGUGGACCCGCUGCGACCGGCCGCAGUGCACCGACGACGCGCACUGCCCCGACAACCUGGCGUGCGUGGGCGAGCGCUGCGAGAACCCCUGCGUGUGCGCGCCCAACGCGCUGUGCUCCGUGGCGGCGCACCGCCCCACCUGCCGCUGCCCGCCCGGCUACACCGGCAACCCCAACACGCUCUGCGUGCUCGCUCCGACGCCACCACCACCACAAUGUACAAUGGAUGCGGACUGUGCAAGCAAACUUGCUUGCUUCAGUGGCAAAUGCAAGAAUCCAUGCGUUGAAACUAAGCCGUGUACAGCCAAUGCAGAGUGCAUUGUUGUUGACACACUGCCUCUCCGAACGAUGUCCUGCCAAUGUCUACCAGGUUUUGUAGGAGAUGCAGACGUGGAAUGUAAACCAGCACCUACAGAACUUCCAGGAUGUAAGAAUGACAACGAAUGUCCUGACAACAGCAUAUGCCUGAACAGACAGUGCGUGAACCCAUGCCUUAUAUCCAAUCCUUGUGCAAGUAAUGCGGAAUGUCGAGCUACCAACCACAGAGCCACAUGUACUUGCCCCGCUGGCUUCAUGGGCAAUGCAUUUAUCAAUUGUUACAAACCGCAACAAGACCAACCUGAAUGCACCAGCAACUCCGACUGUGCCUCCGACAAAGCCUGCAUCAACCAGCGCUGCCUGGACCCAUGCGUGGUUAACUCCCCAUGUGGAACAGGAGCGAAAUGUAGAACGAUCAACCACUUCCCAACCUGCUAUUGUCCAGACGGAUGGGGAGGCAAUCCUCAAGUUCAAUGCUACAAACCGGAGUGCUCGGUGGACGCGGACUGCGUGUACGACAAGGCGUGCAUCGGCGGCAACUGCCUGGACCCGUGCGCGCACGGCUCGGGCGGCGGCUGCGGGCGCGGCGCCGAGUGCGUGGCGCAGGCCCACCGUGCCCACUGCGUGUGCCCGGCGGGCACGCAGGGCGACGCGCUGCUCGCGUGCGUGUCCGUCGCGUGCCAGUACAACGAGGACUGCGCCGACCACGAGGCGUGCGACCGCCUCAACCGCGUGUGCCGGCCCGUGUGCGAGGACGACACGUGCGCCGACACGGCCGUGUGCAUCGCCAAGGACCACCAGCCCACGUGCGUGUGCCCGCCCGGCACGUCGGGCAACCCGUACUUCGAGUGCGGCAAGGAGCGAACGCCCACGCCGCCGCCGGAGUGCACGCGCGACGCCGACUGCCCGCCACAGCUGGCCUGCGUGAGCGGCGCCUGUAGGAACCCCUGCACGUCCGCCACCUGCAGCCCCGACCAGGAGUGCCGCGUGCUGGACACGCUGCCGCUGCGCACCGUCAUGUGUGUCUGCCCACCCGACACCGUCACCGACGCCUCCGGACGCUGCCGCGCCAUC